Molecule: messenger RNA, 7959 nt
Organism: Pelobates cultripes (western spadefoot toad)
Lineage: Eukaryota; Metazoa; Chordata; Amphibia; Anura; Pelobatidae
Source: the annotation of a GenBank genome assembly
CUAGAAUGUAUAUUGUGUGAAGAUCAUAUCUGGAUAACAUUAGAUCACAGGCUGCAAAUUCUUAGCUCAUAAGCAAUGCACUUGUGACUCCUUUUUCAGUAUUUUUUUUUUUAGAAGUGAUUUUAUUUUUUAUUUGUUUACUUUUUUAAAACACUGUUACAUUUAAGGACUUUCCUGCCAAAAGGAGAAAGCCCAAAAGGAAAAGCAGAGCAAGUAAGUAAUGACCAAUCCUUUUCUGAUGAUUGUCAUGGAGCCCCCUCCCACUGGCUAUAUUUGCAUAGAAGAAAUCACUGAAAACUCUUGUUUGCAGAGCAUCUGAUCAGUCUGUCCACUCCUGUGUAAGGUGGAGGGAGUCGGGCUCCUGGAAACCGCAUGCAGCCUCCGAAAGGCUGAGAGCUUUUUAUUUGUACUAGUGUAUCUGUCUCUCCUCGGGAGCUCAUCACUCAGUAGAGAGCGAAGCCCAUCACUCAGCAGAGAGAAACCCAAACUGGAGAACACUCACCCCAUCACUGAGAAGAAAGCAACCCAUAUUGUAGCACACUCACCCCAUCACUGAGAAGAGAGCAACCCAUAUUGUAGCACACUCACCCCAUCACUGAGAAGAGAGAAGCCCAUAUUGGAGCACACUUAGCUCAUCACUGAGAAGAGAGAAGCUCAGACUGGAGCACACUCAUCAGAGGAGAGGGAAGCUUACAGAGUAAUUCAUUUCUCCAGUCUCCCUAAGCUCCCUAAACAUGGAGAGCAGGUCCUACUACUUGCUGCUCCUUCUUCUCCUGGCUUCAGACUGCAUGGACUCUGUCAAAGGUCUCUUUCCCUUUGGGCAACCUGAAUUCUCCUACAAGAGGAGCAACUGCAAGCCCAUCCCUGCCACUCUACUCCUAUGUCACGACAUCGAGUACCCAAACAUGAGGCUGCCCAAUCUCCUGGGCCAUGAGACCAUGAAGGAGGUCUUGCAGCAGGCGUCUUCCUGGAUUCCCUUGGUCCAGAAGCAAUGUCACCGAGACACCAAGAAGUUCCUGUGCUCCCUCUUUGCUCCUGUCUGCAUUGAUGACUUGGACGAGACUAUUAAGCCCUGCCGCUCGCUGUGUGAACAGGUGAGGGACAGCUGUGCCCCAGUCAUGUCAGCAUUUGGCUUCCCAUGGCCAGAUAUGUUGGAGUGCAGCCGCUUCCCCCAGGACAAUGACCUGUGCAUCCCACCAGCCAGCAAUGACCAGGUGAUUCCAGCCACCAGAGAAGGUAAUGCCAGUCUUUAAUUAUUAUACUUUGUACUUAUUGUGUCAUCUAUACAUAUAUAUUUGUGAAAUAGACCAAUAGGCUGUCAGAUGAUCCAGGACUAGAUUAUAUUCUAAAAGAUAAACAAAUCUCUGGUAACUUAAUGGCAAUGUUCUCACAGAUUCCAAAGGGAAAAUUGCUCAAACGUUACCUAGUAAUUCUCUCUUGUAAUAUAAUCCAGCCCUUAAAAACAAAUAACUGGGCAUAAUUUAAGUAAUUCGCAUGGCAUUGCUAAACUUGUAAAUACUCAUUUAGAGGACAGGGUAUAGAGUACAGAAAUUCAAAUGAUUUUUGUACAUUUGUAAACAGUUUCCCUGUUUUGGAGGGUGGGGGGGGUUGUUUGUUUUUUGGCACAAGACAAAUAAUUAGCAUAUAUUCCUCAGGCUGUCUGCAUAUCUCAAUUUGCAAAGAUCUAUCAGGUUCUAAAUCGUGUUUCCUUUUGCUACAUAAAGGAAAUACCAAGUCAUUCAAUCUUUAUUGGAUCGGCGUCACGUGACUAGGCAACGAUGCUAAGGGAUACAUUUGUAAUUUACUUCAUAUGUUUUUAAUAAACAAAGAAGAUAAAUAGAGGUAUGAAAAUGAGAAGAACAUUUUUUGCUGCCUGAUAUGUUAACAGUUAGUGCCCUCAGCAAAGAAAGCCGUGUGCCAAAUAGCACGUUGGUGCUUUGUGCAGUACAGUUGUGUUGAUCAGAUAUCUUAUGAUGAUUGUUAGUACACAAAUAAUUUCAAAUGUCUAAUUGGGACUGAUAUUUUCCAUGUUCCAUAGAUCCAUACAGUCGGGUAACCAAUUCAACUCCAGAAUGGCACUAAUGUAUUUGAUGAAAAUCAUAUGGGUUACUUUGGUGUUUGAUAAAUGUUUACUUACUCUGUUUGCAAUGGGAGAAUUUUGUUAGACGUUUUUUGCAGAUACUUAAUUGCUCUUAAAAAAAUGUGGACAUUUGGGAUCAAUCCCAAAAAUUGCCUCCCUAUAGUCUUUAUGAAAAGUCCAAGAGAAAACAAAUUCCUGGUAUAUUCAAAGAAUGUUACCAAACUGUACUGCUUUGAAAUUCAUUAGCCAAAUGUGAUUGGAAAUUCAUUAGCCAAAAGUUAAGCCAAAAUAACUAAUCUGGAAAAAUUCUACAAUUAGGAGUUCAGUAAAUAGCCCUGCCUCACCAAAGUAAACUGCCACCUAUUUGCUCAGAUUUGUUGAAAAUUAAUUGACAUAGAGAGAAAUAAAAAUAUGUUCUUACAUUCAGAACUUUUUUAAGUCAUAAGAGCAUUUUAUUAGAUGAUGCUCAAAGAUGCUGUUGUGUAGACUUUAGAGCAACAUGUGCUGUAGCGCCACCUGCUGGUACGCAGAGCUCUCAAAAACUUGUCUUUUUUUUUUUUUUUACAGCACCAAAAGUUUGUGAUCCCUGCAUAAACACCAAUGAAGAUGAUAACGAUAUUGUAGAAAAUCUCUGCAAAAAUGAUUUUGGUAAGUAGCGCUAUAGAAAAAAAAAAUAUUGAUUUACUGUUCAUCAGUAGUUUCAAAAUUAGAACUGUGCCUUAUAAUUUGGAUUGAUUUGCAUAGCCUUAUGUGCACAUCAUUACAAGUUAGACAAACUACAUGUAAUUAGUAGUUCUUAACUAAUGUAUAAAGUAUAUGUUAUAUUUUUUGUAUAUUAAAGUAAUUUUUGCAGUAUAAGAGUAAAAUUUUACCUGUUCUGAGAUUGCCGCAUAGAAAACAUCCUAAAAACUAACUUAUCUAGAAAAAUACUAAAUAAUAUGAAAGUGGCAAAGUGUCUCUGUAUAGGCAAAAUAAUCACUCGAAUAUUUGUAAAACUUACAGCACAUUUCUAGUGCACACACACUGGUAUCCAAACAGUUAAUUGGAUUCCACAGUUUAAAAAAAAAAAAUGGUGAACAGUUUUUAGACUAUGUUAAUGCAAAGUGACUGACAGGCUGGGCAGUUUAUUUGGAUACAGGCUAUAUAACAUGCAAUUAGGAUGCAGACACGGACUUGAACAUUUUAUAAACAGCACAUUUCUACCUUUUCAGCGACCUCCUCCAUGAAUUAAGAAACAACAAAAAGAGGGCUUCUUGCCUAUGUUAGUCAGCUAGGUUUGAAAAUAGGAAAAUAUGGAAAUUUUAGUGACCCAAGGAAAGCAAUGUUAACCUCGCUGCUCCGUGGUUGAUUGAUGACUGUGCCUGUUGAUUGGAUAGACGUGACAGAUAUAAUAAGUUUCAGACUGAAUUACAGUGUAACUAUAACUGAAGCACAACUGUAGUUCAUAUUUAAAACAGAACCAUUAAAUUAAAAUAAGAUGCAUUUUAAUAUAUUUAUACAAAUGUACCCUUCCAAAUAUAACAAAAAUAUGUAUACAUUUCCACAAUCUUGAUGACAUUUACUACGGCGUAAAGUUGCAUGGCAGGAUUUCAGACACUCAAAAUGAUUUGGUUUAUGUUCCAUUUUCAUGGAAAUUGAGUUAUGAGUCUUGUUUUACUGUGUAUGAGUCAGAGGCCGAUCACAUUUUCCAAAACUUGGAGGGCAGAAUUUGUAAAUGCAUUGCUUAAUUUGCUGGAACCCUAUAGUUCAGCAUUUAGGGGUCCCCUGUGAAUAGUAGGGUAUCGUCAAUUAAACUUGCAAAUUUAGAUAAAAAAGGGUUUGCUGGAAACCCUGUUCUGGCUUUAAUUUUGAAGUUAUUACCAUGAUAUGCAACAGUAGUGUCUCUCUGAGUAUUGAAAUAUUGGGUAUUAUUAAUAAAAUUAAAAUAAACGGUGCUAUAUAAAUAAUAGUAAUUACAAUAAAAAAGAUAACACUGAAACAUUGAAAGAUUUUUAUUUUUAGGAUUGUGACUGAAUAUGUCACCACUGCAUUUAUAGCUCCUGCUUGUUUUGUGAUACCUUAAUUUGUAAAAAAAAAUAAAAAAUUUUAAAAAAAAAUAAUUUUUUUUUAAAAAUCACCUUCAAAUUUUUGAAGCGUUAAUAUAAAAAUACACACUGGCUAUCCAGCCAACAUUCAAAUAAAUAUUGUUUUGCUUUCAUUUGUUUUUAAUUUCAUCUUAGUUUUUUAGUGAUAACACUUAAUCAUGUUGAUAAUAUAUUACACUAAAGUAGCCAUUUUGAACAAAAUCUUCACCUUUAAAAAAAAAAAAACACCAAGGGUUAAUAAGAUUAUUAAAAAAAAAUUACACUUUUCUGUUACAGAUGACUUCUGCUUUUAUGUUAAUUUCAUGGCAGAAAAUAUACAAUUUUCUAAUUCUCCCUGACUUCUCGGCAACCAACAGAACAAAGAUGCAGACAAAGAUGUCUCAUCUCUUGUUAAGAUUUAGCAUUAAAAGUCAUAAUGUCUUUAUCAGUACUUCUCUUAUUUUUAUAAAAUAACAACAUAGUACAUACACACAUAUGCACAUAUACAGUUACAUGUCAUAUACAUCAAACUAUGCUUAUACCAAAACAACAUUUUAUCUCAAUUGAAAAAAGCAUAUGUUCUCAAAUACUAGGCCAUAAAUAUAGUCUGCCAAUAUAUCAGUUGAUGCUAGAUUUAGCUGGUUCUAAUCUAAUUUAAUAAAUAUAAUAGAUGGUGCAUAGAUGGCUUUAUAUGGAGAAUGCUAAUUUCAUGUGUAUUUAGGUAUUGUGCGUGUUGUCUGCUUAUUUCAGCAUUACUCUGUAACCCUUAUAGCAAAUGUGACCAUUUUUGUGUCUUUGCAACCCAUAUAAGUAUUUAAUUUAACCCCUUAAGGACCAAACUUCUGGAAUAAAAGGGAAUCAUGACAUGUCACACAUUUCAUGUGUCCUUAAGGGGUUAAAGUGAUAAAUUCAUAAUUUAACUGUGAGAUGGUGUCACAGAAAAAUCUUGUCACCUUAAAAUUCAAUUGUACUUACAUUGCAAAGACUUAACAAUGCUCAUCUUUAUGGUAAACACACAAUUAAAAAUACUGUAUUAAUCAUUACCUGUUUGUGUAUAUAAAACCAAAUAUGUGUGUAUUUAUGUUGAAAAAAAGGGUUUUAAGACUAGGGUUAGUAAUGAUCUUGUCAUGGUCCUCUCACCCUGUAGUUCAUAAACGCAUAUUGUGGUGCUCCUAAAAUGAAGUAGUUUUAUCUGUUCAGUAUUUACCAAUAUUUUCCCGAAUCCUCUACUAUUUGAGGAAGAAAAACAAUAGCUACAGACAUUACUGUGACUCAUUGAACGUUAUACACAAACACUUUCUGUUUAGCUCCAACCACCAAGUAAAGACAGACGGCAUUUUAACCCACCCAUACCUAACGCUCAGUGACCCAUAACCUGUAUACUUAUUACAAGCUGGUCUUGUUAUGGGGCACACCAUCCAUAACACACAGCUUGGCCUUUCUUCUUGGUGAUAAAGCUGAUUCAAUACAAUAAUUUAUUUUAUUUUUAACAUUUUUAAUCCUCUCCCAUUAAUCCGCUAAUUACAUAUUUAGUAGAAGAUGAAUAAACGGCAACAUAAAAUAAGAGGAAGUCUUAUUUUUAAAACAUCUAAUAAUAGAUUAAACUAUAAGUUCCUUGAAUAAAAAGUUCAAGAAAAACUAGGUGAAAAAAAAAGAGAUUGUCAGAAAAAAAUGUGCGGUUCAGACUAGGUCAAGCACAGCAAGAGGUAACACAUGGAUUUUGACAUAAAGUGACUUUGAUGGCCUUUGUGGUUUAAAAAUGGAGCCACCUGCUGUAAUUCUGUCAGGCCGUGACAGUUUCAUUAGCUACACAUCCCACCCCAUAUUGGCUUUUCUGUGUACUAAUGGCCUUGUCUCUCUCCAUUUCUGUCUAACCAACAACUUCUCACCCCACACCCCUCUUUUUACCCUCAUUAGCCCUGAAGAUAAAAGUGAAGGAGAUUGCCUACAUCAAUGGGGACACCAAGAUCAUCCCAGAAACAAAGAGCAAAACCAUUUACAAGCUGAACGGAGUGACAGAAAGAGAUCUGAAGAAAACAGUGCUAUGGCUUAAAGAUGGCCUGCAGUGUACCUGUGACGAAAUGAAUGACAUCAACGCUCCCUAUUUAGUGAUGGGACAAAAGCUUGGCGGGGAACUGGUCAUCACCUCAGUCAAGCGAUGGCAGAAAGGCCAACGGGAGUUUAAGAGGAUCUCGCGCAGCAUUCGCAAGCUACAGUGUUAAUUGGUUUGGUUCUUAACUCUUCCAGCACUGGGGCUAUUCUUUUUUUUAUGCACCUUCCUCCCUUUUGGGAACCCAUCCUUGAAAGAAAUGUAAUAAAAGGUGUGGGUUAAUGGCUUUUUUUUAUUAUUAUAAUUAUUAAUAUUGAACAAAAACAUUUCUGUAAAUAUAAUGAAAAUGAAAAAUGCAAAAUAAAAUAAAAAAUAUUUGUAUGAAGCCAAUUAAUUAAAAAUAAUUAUAGAUACAUAUUUACUCUGUGAAAAUUUGGUGACUUUUUCUACAUUUUUCUAGAACAGUACUGGUUAGAUAGCUUGUGUUUGCAAUGACAAAGUUUGCAAAUAAUUUUUAUGAAUCAUCCAUCAGCAAGAUGGAAAAUAUGUUUUUAAUGGAUUUAUAUAGAUAUAUAAUAAUUCUAUACAUAUCUGUGUAUAUAUACAUACAGCUGCUUUACAAAAUUACUUUUAUGUGCCAGAAUAAAUAUAAUCAGCAAAUUAUUGGUUGAUAAUACUGAGAAAUUAAAAAUAAAGCUGUAUAUGUAACGUGACAAGAUAUUGACCCAAUUUUCAAUCAAGGCAAACCGUUUUGAGUAUUCUAUUACUACCUAGUGGCGUGGUCCAAAAUAGCUAAAAUAGAAAGAUGCUUAAUGCUCAGCUGAUUUGAAGAUAUUUUUUUUUGACCCAAACAUGUCUGUCAACUAAGCAACUUUGGAAUGUCUAGCUCUAUGUUUAGUUAACAGACCUGCCUGACAUUGAAGGAAAAUUAGUAAGAAGUUAUUCCUUAAAUUUCAUAUCUGCUAAUAUACUAAUCUAAAUAAUAAUUUAAAAAAGUAAAUAAACACAUAAAAUAAAGAAGCUAAACCCAUCAGUAUGUUAGUGUGGAUGAAAAUAUGUGAAGAGGAGAUUAAUAUGCAGAAUCACAUGCCUAAGAGUUUUUUACCAACAAAAUUAGCAAUCUAUUUAGAAUUUUUUUUUAAAAUAUUUAAACUCAUUUGAUGUAAAAUUUUAAAAAAAAUAGUUUUGUUAGGAAUUGAACUUUAUGUUAAGUUGCUAUUUCACUAUCACAUGGAUCACGGAGUCCUGUAAAUCAUGGGUGGUCAAAACCAAAGGUCUCCAGCUGUUGCAUGACCACAAAUCAUAAGCUGCCUUACAAGCUGUAAAGAUAGCAAAGCAUCAUGGGAGUUGUUGUCCUACAACAGCUAAGGAUUUACUUCCAGCCCACUCCUGCUGUAAAGUUUUAUUUAUGUGAAAUAAAAAAUACACGGUACACAAUUAACUUUAUGGCAUUUCUUUUUAAUACUCUCAAGGUUUGUUUGCAGAUUUUACCAAUGUAUUUUGCAUUGAAAACGACAUAACCUGUGUUUAGUUUGUUUGUAAUAUAUGCAAUGAGGUACCUGAAAGAGUUGUAAAAUAUUGCUGUGAACAUUAUUGUAAAUAAAUAAAAUUAACACUAUAUAUUCUUGUAUAUAAAACAAACAGUAUGUUUGAAAUACACUUUCAUUAUUUUUAAAUAAGAAUUUUAUAUGUUAAAGGUUUUUCAGAGCUAUUUUAUCACUCAAAGCCCCAGUUGAUUUAACUGCAAUUGUUCUGCUUGUUUGUUG